CUCGGCGUCUGGAUGUGUGUCGUGCUGCUGGUCAGCAAUGCCUCAGGCUCGUUGAGGAGUGCUGUGGUUGGUGGGCACGAUGCAGAGCGAGGAAGUUGGCCUUGGAUGGUCUACGUCUACCUGCAGACAAUAAGGGAGCCAUCUGUGUGUGGCGGUUCGCUCCUUAACAGCCAGUGGGUUCUGACUGCAGCUCACUGCAACCGGCAUCAUCCGUCGAAGCUCAGACUGGAGGAAUCGUUUGUGCGUGUGGGAGUUUGGAAGUUAAAGAGAGAGGAAGAAGGACGCAUGCUCCAGAUCACACGCUUUGUGGCUCACAGUAACUACAAGUUGGAACGCCAGAGGCCACUGAAUGAUAUAGCCCUCCUCCAGCUAAGCGUCACUGUGACCUUCGAUAAAUACAUCGAUCCUGUUCCCCUGCCUGCUGCCGAGGAUGUCCUCAAUACCGACGCAGAGUGCUGGGUCACCGGAUGGGGCUACAAAAGCGAGAACAAACGUCCGUUGCCAGGUGACCAGACUCUGCAGGAGCUGCAGGUUCCUCUGCUAGAUGACGCCAUCUGCAAGUCCAUGUAUCCCAUAUCUAAAAAGCACCCCAAACUCAUGCUGUGUGCCGGAUACCUAAUGGGGGGAAAGGACGCCUGCCAGGGUGACUCUGGUGGUCCGCUGGUGUGUAAGUUCUCUAAAGGCUUCGUCCAGGUGGGAGUGGUGAGUUUUGGUGACGGCUGCGCUCGUAUCAAUAAGACCGGAGUCUACACGCGUGUGCAGCACUACCUCCGCUUCAUAAAUGAUACCAUCACCAACUACAGCCCCUCCUAGAGGCCAGAAUAAGCUGUUGCAGUGAAUAUACCACAUAGUCCUACAGCGCCCCUUGUGGACAGCCUUUGCUAUUACACCAUGGACACUAUGUCCUAUAAAGCAUUCUAUUCUCUUCUUUUGUCUCAUUAAAG
Messenger RNA from Engraulis encrasicolus (European anchovy), 944 nucleotides. Its product is annotated as tryptase-2-like. The transcript has 7 exons. Gene Ontology annotation, molecular function: serine-type endopeptidase activity. NCBI's taxonomy places the organism in Eukaryota, Metazoa, Chordata, Actinopteri, Clupeiformes, Engraulidae. The record is from RefSeq and is a predicted model, not a curated record. Gene Ontology annotation, biological process: proteolysis. Bases 13 to 813 code for a protein of 266 amino acids.